AUGCCCCGCUCCGUCCUCAUCACCGGCUGCAGCGCGGGCGGCAUCGGAUCCGCCCUCGUGGAAGAGUUCCACGCAAAGGGUCUCCAUGUCUACGCGACGGCGCGGUCCAGAGCCAAAAUGAGCCACCUGGAGAAGCUGCCCAAUGUGACGAUCCUUGAGCUGGAUGUCGCUUCUGGAGAGAGUAUCGCGGCCGCCGUUGAAACCGUCCGAAAUCAAUCUGGGAAGCUGGACAUACUCGUCAACAACGCUGGUCAGUCUCUGGUUUUUCCAGCCCUGGAGACGAGCAUCGACGAUGCGAGGCGUGUUUUCAACGUCAAUUUUUUCGGUGUGAUUGCUGUUACACAGGCGUUCGCUCCGUUGGUCCUUGCCGCCAAGGGCAUGGUUGUGAAUGUUUGUUCGAUUUCGGGGUUUUUGUAUGCGCCGUGGAUGAGUGUAUACAAUGCAUCCAAAGCCGCUCUGAUGCAAUGGAGUGAAACAAUGCGGUUGGAACUGCAGCCGUUUGGUGUCAAGGUUAUUUCUCUUGUUACUGGAUCCGUCGCGACAAAUGUCAUGUCCCAUGCCAAUCUGGGCUUACCUGAGAACUCACUCUAUCAUAAGGCUAUCGAGGAGAUUCAAAAGCGCGGAGUUGGUGAAGAUGUGCAGACAAAGAGUGCGGCAGCCAUCUUUGCAAAGGACGUGGUCAGGGAUAUCUUGGCUGGUGCCUCUGGUCCUAUAUGGCGGGGAGCGUUGACCUCGAUGGUGAACUUCAUGUACAGAUUUGUACCUACAGCACUCUUGGAUCUUGCAAUGAAGACUGGGACAGGCAUUGAUCGUUUGCCUUGA
This is a messenger RNA of Aspergillus thermomutatus, 822 nucleotides long. Its product is annotated as SDR family oxidoreductase. Gene Ontology annotation, cellular component: endoplasmic reticulum; lipid droplet. The transcript has 3 exons. Lineage: Eukaryota; Fungi; Ascomycota; Eurotiomycetes; Eurotiales; Aspergillaceae. Gene Ontology annotation, biological process: phosphatidic acid biosynthetic process; triglyceride catabolic process. Gene Ontology annotation, molecular function: triacylglycerol lipase activity; acylglycerone-phosphate reductase (NADP+) activity. The record is from RefSeq and is a predicted model, not a curated record. Bases 1 to 822 code for a protein of 273 amino acids.